CCUAACUCUCUUCCCGGGUUAUUUGUGCACCUCGCCUGACGCUUCUCUUCGACUUCUGCUGCACUCACUAGAUCGAAGGGAUCAUCAUGCCUGAAACAAUCGCGGAACUGAUCCAAGGGCCGUUCUUCAUCGGCAUCAUGAUCAACGUGCUUCUCCUUGGAGUCCUCAUCCUCCAGGUGUACCUCUACUUUGCCACCUACAAGCAGGACAAAAAGUGGAUGAAACUCUUCAUAUGGGUCCUGUUUAUGCUGGACUUUGCCAACACCUUGUUCUUGGUGGUAUACAUAUACGACCGGUUAAUCAUUGACUUCGGCGACGACGCAAAGGCAGCAACGGAGAACUGGGUCUUUUCAACAGAUCCAAUUUUAGCGGGUAUCAUCACGGCAAUGGUGCAAUGUUUCUUCGCAUGGCGCGUCAAAGUUAUCACAAACAACAUCUGGGCCGUGAUGGCCAUUUGCGUCUGCGCCGCUGGAAACUUUGCUGGAGCACUGGCGUCGUGCAUUUACAGUACCUUCAUCACCAGCUUCAUCGACUUCACGAAGUUCGAGAACGUCGUCAUCCUCUGGCUCGCUGCAUCUGCCCUCGCAGACAUCAUUAUCGCCUCCGUCCUAGUUUGGCACUUACGCACUUUGCGGACUGGCUUUGCGGCUACGGACGAUGUGAUCAACCGGGUGGUCAGGCUCACUCUCCAAACCGGUCUCUUGACGGCAAUCUGCGCGACUAUCAAUCUCAUCAUCUUCUGCUCCGUCCCCUCCGGGAUUUACUUGAUAUUCAACAUCCCUUUGCCGAAGUUGUACACAAACUCCUUGAUGUCCAGCUUGAACUCACGCAAGGGUGGUGGUUUUGACGCAUCUGAGCGCUCUGCUAGUGCUCAGGUCAAGUCAACGGGCGUAAGAACCGGCCAGGCCCAAUCUCGUGCUCAGGUAUUCGUCAACGUCGAGUCGCACGAGCUCGCCGAGGUCGACACCAAGCACGACCCAGGCUCAGACGAGGCUAUCGGGAACCCAGGGUACAGCGUCCACCCGUUCGGCAACGGUCACGGUGACAGGUCGCAGUGGAACACCGGCAAGCCUUCCGGGUUUGACGAUGUACGAGUGUAAAAACCACCACCAUCAUUACUUUUUUAAGCUUAUUUACUACACGGUCGUGUGUAUAUCUGUAUUUGACAACCAACUUCGCACCCUCUCUAGGUUUGAUUGAUGCUUUCACACAUUCGCGCACAGGGGGCGUCUUUUGCUUUGUCUGGCUAUGGCUGCCGGGCUUUUCGGGUUUAUCUUGCUUCGCAAUCAACAACCGUUUCUUUCGACACCGCAUUCUCGAGUUUCGGGUUGGCCAGACAUUCACGCGUGAUAUGACUUCGGUGGAUACUGCUGUACGUUUCAUCUACUAUUCAGUCUUCGCCUGAGCUACAGACAAAUUACCCCGCAUUCUUGCCCAACC
Coniophora puteana RWD-64-598 SS2 is the source of this 1440-nucleotide messenger RNA. RefSeq lists its product as uncharacterized. Lineage: Eukaryota; Fungi; Basidiomycota; Agaricomycetes; Boletales; Coniophoraceae. The transcript has 15 exons. The record is from RefSeq and is a predicted model, not a curated record. Bases 87 to 1100 code for a protein of 337 amino acids.